AUGUCCAACUCUGUAUUUGACGCAUUCAAGCCCAUCAACGUCGUCCUCCCUUAUGGGUUUGGCUUCGUAGGCCUGGCCGCUACCGGUGGUCUGUGGCUCAACUUCUGGCAGAUGUUCCUCGUCAGCAAGGCUCGCAAGGCAUCCGGCGUCAAGUAUCCUCAGAUGUACGCUAGCAAGGAGGAGCAGGAGAAGAGCAAAGAGGCCCUCAUGUUUAACUGUGUUCAGAGGGCACACCAGAACACCCUCGAGAACAUGCCCAUGUACCUCACCACCCUCUUCCUCACUGGCCUGCGCUAUCCCCGCCUGGCAGUCGGCUUCUCUUCCAUUUGGCUCGUAGGCCGCGUCCUGUACACCACCGGCUACGCUAGCGGUGACCCCUCUGGCCGAGUCACUGGCGCCAAGGUCGGAGCUGUCGGAAUUCUCGGCCUGCUCCUCUCUGCCACCUGGAGCACUAUCGCCUUCAUCACCGAGACUGGCGGAAAGAUCUAA
Molecule: messenger RNA, 489 nt
Organism: Microstroma glucosiphilum
Lineage: Eukaryota; Fungi; Basidiomycota; Exobasidiomycetes; Microstromatales; Microstromataceae
Product: membrane-associated proteins in eicosanoid and glutathione metabolism
Exons: 4
Coding region: 1-489 (162 amino acids)
Cellular component (GO): endoplasmic reticulum; membrane; nuclear envelope
Molecular function (GO): glutathione peroxidase activity; glutathione transferase activity
Source: RefSeq, a predicted model, not a curated record